CAAUAUCGCUGAGCAUAGAAAAAAUUCAACAAGUAAAGGGUCGCAUUUGCGUUCACAUCAGUCACGGCAGUGUCUUUGUUACGAGAUGGAUCUCAAUCAGUUCAGCGAUAACCAAAAGGCUAUUUUGAAACAGUUCCGUGAGGCUGUCAAAGACUGCAAACUACCUGACUCAGACGAUGCCUACCUUAUACGAUGGCUCAUCGCGCGAGAUUUCGAUAUCCCAAAGGCAGAGAAAAUGCUCCGCAGUUCGUUGGAAUGGCGCCGCCAGUAUAAAAUCGACAGAAUCCUAGAAGAUUUCAAACCGCCGGAAGUAUUGACAAAGUACUUCUCGGCUGGUUUCGUCGGUCGCGACAUCACGCAAAGUCCUCUGUGGAUUGUGCGGUACGGAAUGUCGGAUGUAAAGGGCAUCCUUCGGUCAGUCAAGAAGAAAGACUACGUCAUGUACGUCGUUUACCUGGUUGAAAGCAGCAUUGCCCGAGUCAACGCCGAUCUCAAGAAAUUCAAACGUUCUCCCACGGCUAUAGUGCAGUCGACCAUCAUCUUUGACAUGGAGGGUUUCUCCAUGUCUCACAUUACUACCAAACAAGCUAUGGAUUCUGCCAUCAAAAUUCUUCAGGUGUACGAAGCGAAUUACCCUGAGUUUCUCAGUCGUGUUUUGAUCGUUAACGCACCAAAAAUCUUUUACGUUUGCUACAACAUGUUAAAACCAUUCUUGCACGAGCGAACCCGAGACAAGAUCCAGAUUUUCAGCCACGACGUCAAGCAGUGGAAACCAGUCGUUUUGGCAAAUGUUAUUGCCGAAGAAACACCCGCCUCCUAUGGAGGAACUUUAGCCGAUCCCGAUGGAAAUCCAAACUGCGUUACAUUGGUCAACAUGGGAGGAGAGGUCCCGAAAUCGUACUAUUUUAGUGGCAAACCAGAUACGACUAAUAAAAAGUCUUUGACGAUUUCAAGCGGCUCCAAAGAGCACUUGGAAAUUCAAGUGAAAGACGCUGGCGCCCUACUCAAAUGGGAUUUCCACUCCGAAGACAGCGAUAUAGCGUUCGCUGUGUACUACAAAAAAGGCAGCGAAUUAGUUCCCGUUGUACCUCACGAUCGAGUCGAUUGUCACAUGGCUGCUGAAGAGGGAGAAAUUCAAUGCGACGAAGCCGGGACCUAUGUAAUCGAGUUCGACAACCACUUUAGUUACCUUCGCUCCAAGAAGAUUUGGUAUUCGAUUUCGGUAGCGGCAGCUUCGACGAGAGGCGCAAACGGCACUGACUUGGAUAACAUUUAACUGCAAAAACAACUGGAUCAGGAAAUGAGAAUAUUGUUUUAAUAGUCAAGAGGGGGGGAAUCUGUAACAAGAAGUUUUAAGACAAUUAAUUUUAUAUUUUCCAUAUUCCGGGGGGCAACAAAACCAUAGAAAAAAAAACGAGGGAAACGGGGGUAUCGAAGGGAAAUGUCUACAUUAUCUUCAAAAUGUUUCGAGACAAAUAAAAUGAGAAAACGGAUGAUGUUGUGAGAUUUGACACAACAUGAGAAA
Messenger RNA from Daphnia magna, 1525 nucleotides. Its product is annotated as SEC14-like protein 2. Gene Ontology annotation, cellular component: cytoplasm. The record is from RefSeq and is a predicted model, not a curated record. Lineage: Eukaryota; Metazoa; Arthropoda; Branchiopoda; Diplostraca; Daphniidae. The transcript has 10 exons. The coding region runs from base 86 to 1276 and encodes 396 amino acids.